UUUACUUGACUUCAAGUAAUUCAAUAUUUAAGAUUCGUGAUUCAUCUUAAGCGUCUUUUGCCAUUUCACUCUUGUUUUGAAUACUCGACUUUCACUACAAAAAAUCAUGAAUUUUAUCCAACUGUGUUUCUGUAUCUUUUUAAUUUCCAUUGGCAAAGCAUCAAGUCAAACAUGUCACCUUCGAGAAUUGGAUUUAUGUGCAGCAACUCUUCUAGUGUUUACCCAAAACCCUUCAGGAAUCGCCACAAAUGAUGUUGAGCUUGAUAAACAAUGUGGUUACUUGAAAGAAGCUGACAUGUGUUUGAAAAAUUUCACGCGUAAAUGUGCGACUUCACUUCAACGGGAUCUAAUAACAUUCAUUACGGAAGGAAGCACAAGAUUAUUGAAUGAAUAUUGUACCAGUGGAAGCCAAUUGCGACAAAGUUACCUUAAACACUCGGAGUGUCUUAACCAAGCCACACAAGCAAACCGUAAAACGUGCAUCAAAGACUUGCAGUUAGCUUUAGAGACGGUUUCACAAGUUGAUUGGGAUCAACGUAUUCCUACAGGUUGUUGUGCUUAUCGUCGAUUCCAAGAAUGUACAGAGACUCAAGUUGAAGCAAAAUGUGGAUCGGAAGCGGUUGAGUUUAUGGACAUAAUCCUACGCAUGUCUUUGUCUCGCUUACCAGACAUUGUUUGUCCCUCUUACAAUCCCAAGACAGACCAGUGUAAAGCCUUAUUACCAGAAUCUGGAGCAACACCCAAAGGACCCAAAAGCAACAGUGUGCUUUCCCGUCUCUUCUCGGCUUAUACUGGACUCUAAUAAUUACUGUCGUUUGGAUUGAAUCCAGGAAAAAGCACCAAUGAAGCUGUAAUGCUAAUAUCAUGAUAAUUUGUGAUUAUCUCUUGAUCCAUUCAUUUUUUGGAAUCGCCCUUCUUGACAUCAUAAUUAUUUUAAUCUUCACGACUGAUUUGUGUCCAGUUAAAUCUAAUUCACUCUUCAAGUCAAUAUUUGGAUGUCGAUUAAUUCUGGUUGAACAUUGUUUGUGUGAUUAUUGUUUCAUUUUAACUAUAAAAUCAUUGCUCAAAGUAAUUGUAAACAACAUAAAAAGUGUAAUUGUUUUUCUCGAAGAUAACUCAUAAUCAUGUCUGAACGAUCAGAUUCCCUGUAAUCUGCUAUUCGAUCGGUAAAUUAUCUAAUGAACAUAAUCUGUGUAAAUAUUGAUCACGUUUUUCAAGUUGGGAAUUAGUUACUUUUUGAUGUUCCUUUUGAAUUUCAAUUUGAAUUUACAUCGUAUUUUUGCAUCUAAAAUUGCUAAUUUACAUCAUAAGAGUAUAAAUAAGCAUUGAUUGUCUCAUUAAAAUGAUCAUUUAUUGUCAAUAUUGACUGUCAUUGUUAUGUAAUGCAAUUAACUGUCAAAGUUAUAAAAGUAGGAGAUUAAAAUUACAAUAAUUAUGGCCAUAAACACUGUUGAUUGUGAGCUUAUCAAAUUGAAUUCACUGUUUCAGUAAAUGGGUUUAUCCAAAGACCAUCAUUAACAGUUUUCACUAAGAUUCUGGUUGUAAUGUUAAAAUUGUCAUCAUUUCAUCUAAUCUCACUUUGUAUUGUUAAUUUAAUCCAGUCAAGGUAAUGAAUAAUCCUGGUAAUUACGUUUCAUCACGAUCAUCUUCAUCUAUCCCAAUGAAACAAUGUCAUUAUUUUAUCAUCGCACCAUUUCUAUUCAUUUUCACACAAUUAAGAAACCUCUGAUGUUAUCAAGACAGACAUCGCCAUUGCUUCCAACAAACACCUUGACAGUGAAACUUUAACUUUAAAAUUUGCUAAGCAAAUCAUGAAUUGUAUUAGACUUUCAAGUCAAGAAUAGCUGAAUAUUAUGUCCGUUUUAUGGAUAACUUCAAAUCAAGAGAAAGAAAGAGUUGGCGUUUGAAUUGUUCAAUUGAUUGAAUUGAUUAUUCAAACCAAAAACUAGGUUUGAUCAACCAAAUAAAUGUUUAUUUCCUGGAGAAACAGUGAACACUGAAAUCUCAAAUUGAUCCAGAAGCAAAUGUGGCAAAGUUGACACAAUGAUGAGGAUAGGCGAGUGGUUUGCUCAUGGUUGACCUAAAAUUAGGCUGUAAAACUGUGAAGUCCCGAUGAGUUUAUCAAUUUGGCCAAGUUUAUCCAACUGCAGUUUCUUGGAUACCAUUUGACUUUGGGGAUUGAAUGCGUAAAAAACGGUUUUUAUUUACCGAAGUUGACAUUAUUGGAUUGGGUCUAUUUAGGACAUCAAACUAGGUUGGCUUAAUGUAAAGAGGAAAGCGUCUUUUAAAAUUGGUCAAUUCAAAACAACGGAUAGCAAAAAUGUAUCUUAAUUUGAAAGUGAAAGUUCAUUUUUGAACAAAUGAUAUUUAAAUCAAAAAGUUCACAAUCACGCUUAAGUGUUGAAAAUCAACAGAGAACUAUUAAAUUGAUAAGAAACCUACAGUGUGUUGUUAUCAUUGAUAUAAAAAUUAUUUCUGUUCUAUUCUUGGCUUGGAAUCUGUACUGCAAUAGUAACCACUGAUCAUUUGAUAUCAGAUUCUGAAUAAAAAAGAGAUUUUUUUCUCACAAAUGUUAGUGAUUGUUGAAGAAUGGUUAGAGUCUACGUGACAGUCAGCUAAUUAUUGAGUCUCUUUGUAAAUCUUAUGUUAAGUUUUGUCGACUGAAUGACAAUUGGUAACAAGAAUGGCAACUUAAUCAGAAUAGCUAAUCAAAAUGGCUGGAAAUUGUUUCAAGUAAGCUUCAAUUCAAAUGUAUAUUGAGAUAAAAAAUUGAGUCUAAAGAUUGAAAUAUUAAUAAAUAAGCUUGCAUAGCAAAAGUGUGUAAAACCAGAAUCAAGGGAAAAGCCUGGAAAAAAAUGUCUAGUAACUCACUCACAAGGCAUAAUCAAUGAUACAAUGAGGCGAAACAUCAGUUUACAGCUUAUGUUGUGUAAUUUAUCAUUGUGUAAUUAAUAAAACAAAAAGUGUUGAACAAAAAUCACGCAAAGACAAAGGUUUAAGUUUCAGUUUAUACAGUCUAUGAGAAUAAUCAAGACAAGUGAGACGAUAAAUCGAUAGAUUACUGGGACAAUUUGUCAUAUGUCUUUUUUCAAUCCGUGGCUGAAAAAACUAUCACAAAUUAGAUACAGAAAGAGUUGAAAUGGAGAGAGAGAAAAGGACGAAGACGAGAGAAAGAGAAAGAGUAAGUUGAUGCAAUCAAUAGAGUAACUAACGCCUUAGUUACUCUUACAUUAGAGUCUUACUCCAAAAAGAGUGAAUAAACCCUUUUCAGGGUAAUAAACUUUUUCAACAACCUGACCUGAAGUAUUAGGUACGAAAAGAGGAGGGAAAAGGAUGGAAGAGCAGACAAGAAUGAGUAAGAGGAGAGAGAGAGGAAGAAAAAAAGAAAAAAAGUCAAGCUUAGUGGAGGAAAGAUGGUGGGGAGAAACAGAAGAGUGA
This is a messenger RNA of Tetranychus urticae (two-spotted spider mite), 3438 nucleotides long. RefSeq lists its product as uncharacterized. NCBI's taxonomy places the organism in Eukaryota, Metazoa, Arthropoda, Arachnida, Trombidiformes, Tetranychidae. The record is from RefSeq and is a predicted model, not a curated record.